CCCCCUCAACUCCUUCCCCACAAUCAUCAGAUCCGCCAGCAAGUCAGGCCCCGCCUUCACCUCCUCCUUCAACUUCCCCACCGUCACCUAGUCCACCAGUUACUCCUUCGCCACCUGUUGCUACUCCUCCUAUGAUCUCGCCCCCGCCACCACCUCCACCAUCAGUGCCGCCACCUGAGAUUUCACCACCACCGGCUGCACAACCACUUAGUUCGCCUCCACCAACUGCAAAACCUCCUGGUUCACCUUCGUCGCCUUCUGCAAACCCCCCUGAAAUUCCACCUUCGCCGCCACCACCAUCACCACCAUCAAAUACACCUCUAAGUUCGCCUCCACCCCCAGCACCUGUGUCGCCCUCACCCAAAAGUUCACCUCCACCACGAACCUCAAAUCCACCAAAAAGUUCACCUUCCCCUCUUGCAGUUCCUCCAGCUAAAUCAACUCCACCUCCUAGGGUUGGUUCCCCCCCACACAGUUCUCCACCAACUCCGCCUUCAAAUUCUCCUCCAACCUCAGCAUCUCCACCCUCGCCAUCAGGUCUCUCUCCACCUUCCACUCCUGUCCCUCCAACCCCUGCAUCAAUUGGUCCGACUGCAAGCAACAAUCCUAAUUCAACUUCCAGUUCCAAUGAUACGGGGAAUUCUGGCUCUGGAAUAGGAACAGCUGGCAUAGUGGCUAUUGUUAUGGCUGUGGGUUUCAUCCUCAUUAGCCUUAUUGGAUUUUCUGUCUGGCGCAUGAGAAAACGAAGGAAAAAGGUUACUGGACUUACUGGAGUCUACAUAGUGCCAUCACCUGGGGACUCUUCCCCUGGAACAGAUUCAUCUGUUAUCAAGACACAUUCUUCUGCACCCCUCCUCGGAAGUACUUCAGGGAGUGAUGCUUACUCACCAAAGGAGCCAGGAGGAAUUGGAAAUUCCAGGCCAUGGUUUACAUAUGAAGAGCUGCUCAAGGCUACCGAUGGUUUUUCAUCUCAAAAUCUAUUGGGUGAAGGUGGAUUUGGUGCUGUCUAUAAAGGAUUCCUUCCAGAUGGGAGAGAGAUAGCUGUAAAGCAGCUAAAAGUUGGUAGUGGACAAGGGGAUCGAGAAUUUAAAGCUGAAGUUGAAAUCAUCAGUCGCAUACACCAUCGCCAUCUGGUGUCGUUGGUAGGCUACUGCAUUGCUGAAACCAGAAGGUUGCUCGUGUAUGAAUAUGUGCCGAAUAAUACCCUCUACUUUCAUCUUCAUGGUAGGCCAGUGCUGGACUGGGCAACGCGUGUUAAGAUUGCUGCUGGUGCUGCUCGUGGAUUAGCUUACCUUCAUGAAGACUGCCAUCCUCGUGUUAUCCAUAGAGACAUCAAGUCGUCAAACAUACUUCUAGAUAAUAACUUCGAAGCUCGGGUAUCAGACUUUGGACUUGCCAAAUUAGCUCUUGAUGCAGAUACACAUAUCACUACACGUGUGAUGGGAACUUUCGGAUACAUGGCUCCUGAAUAUGCAUCAAGUGGCAAAUUGACCGAGAAAUCUGAUGUUUUCUCUUUCGGAGUUGUGCUUCUGGAGCUAAUAACUGGACGGAAGCCUGUGGAUGCAUCACAACCCCUGGGAGAUGAGAGUUUAGUUGAAUGGGCUCGACCUUUGCUAAGCCAUGCACUUGAUAACGAAGAAUUUGAGGGUUUGGCAGAUCCAAAGCUUGAAAGAAAUUAUGUUGAAGCCGAAAUGUUCCGGAUGAUGGAAGCUGCAGCUGCUUGUGUGCGACAUUCAGCUGCCAAGAGACCUCGUAUGGGACAGAUUGUGAGAGCAUUUGAUAGUUUGGCUGCUGCCGACUUAACCAAUGGAAUGAGAUUAGGAGAGAGCGAGGUGUUUAAUUCCGCUCAACAAUCUGCAGAGAUCAGAUUGUUCCAGAGGAUGGCUUUUGGCAGCCAAAAUUACAGUACAGAAUUCUUUAGCCGGUGUAGCUCAAAUAGUUGAAGGACGGUUUUGGUAAAUACUACACGAGGAUUCAUUUUUCAUCAAGAGAGUUUGUGUUGUCUGAGCUGUGGCUCUCAAGAGCUUGUCUGCCAGUUAAGGGCAAAACUCGCUCUCUUGUACCUGUAAGUAGGUUUCUUCAUAAAGUCGAGAGGUGCACUGCCUUACCGCAAUUUUUUUAGGGUAGCCAGUAUUAUAGCAAAUCUUCUAUUGCCACUGAGGUUUAGGGUGGUGUGAAAAUCUCAUUGAUUCAAUUUUGUUCAUUGUAUUCAAAGUCACACUAAUGUAAUUAAUCUCCGCAAUAUCUUACUACAUUCCUGCGCU
Rhodamnia argentea is the source of this 2264-nucleotide messenger RNA. RefSeq names its product proline-rich receptor-like protein kinase PERK9. The transcript has 9 exons. NCBI's taxonomy places the organism in Eukaryota, Viridiplantae, Streptophyta, Magnoliopsida, Myrtales, Myrtaceae. Gene Ontology annotation, molecular function: ATP binding; protein kinase activity. The record is from RefSeq and is a predicted model, not a curated record. Bases 132 to 1943 code for a protein of 603 amino acids. Gene Ontology annotation, biological process: protein phosphorylation.